Messenger RNA from Lachnellula hyalina, 1701 nucleotides. RefSeq names its product putative transporter (gene mch1). The coding region runs from base 1 to 1701 and encodes 566 amino acids. The transcript is spliced from 2 exons. Gene Ontology annotation, cellular component: membrane. The record is from RefSeq and is a predicted model, not a curated record. Gene Ontology annotation, molecular function: transmembrane transporter activity. Gene Ontology annotation, biological process: transmembrane transport. Lineage: Eukaryota; Fungi; Ascomycota; Leotiomycetes; Helotiales; Lachnaceae.
AUGGCCUCAUCCCAGACGCCCCUCCUCACAAACGAUGAUGACUCCUCCAUCUCCUCCUCGACCAUUGCCCGAAAAGCACAAUCCAGACAACGAGACAUAACCCGCUAUGUGGCUUUCUCCUCCGCCAUCCUGUCCUGCCUCUGCGCGGGUUCCAUUACCGCGUAUUCGCUCUAUGGCCACUUGUUCCAGGAACGACUCCGGUACACGCAGCUACAGGUCAACAUCGUGAUUAUCGCAGCCGAACUAGCUCUCUAUCUACCGGUACCGAUAUUUGGUUAUCUCUGUGAUCGUGUUGGACCUGCGCCGCUAUCAUUUGCGGCCUCGGUUAUGUUUGGUCUUGGAUAUCUGCUUGCGGCGUUGACAUACAGGAGUGGGGCGAAAGAUAUCAUGGGAUAUACACAUGAGAGGGGCUGGCCACUUUGGGUGAUGGUUGUAGCUUUUGUGAUUAUUGGCUUGGCGACUACGGCUAUGUAUAUCAGUGCCGUUACUACUUGUGCGAAGAAUUUUGGCCGGGGGAAGUAUAGAGGGUUGGCCUUGGCUUCUCCCAUUGCUGCGUUCGGGCUCUCCGGGAUGUGGCAAAGCCAGGUUGGGAGUCGGAUUUUAUAUGAGAGGAAGUUCGACGGGACCAGGGGUGAUGUAGAUGUGUUCAAGUUCUUCUUGUUUUUGGCUAUCACGCUGGUUGUGGUGGGCUUGCUUGGGACAUUUACAUUGAAGAUUGUAGAUGAAGAUGAGUUGAUCGAUGAAGCUGUGGAGGAGCUUGAGAGGAGCGGUCUUCUGGAGGAUAGUGAGUUCUUUAGACGAGGAGAAGAUAGGGGUUAUGGCUCUAUUGAGAGUGGUGACGAAGAGGCUGAAGAAGCUCGCCGAGUUGAAGAGGCAAAAGCUCUGGAAGAGGAAGAGGCUCGGAAGAAGACCUGGCUCUUGAACGAGGAGACCCGUAGGUUUCUGAAAGACAAAACCAUGUGGUGCCUCGCUGCGAGCUUCUUCUUCAUCUCCGGCCCCGGGGAAGCAUUCAUCACCAACUUGGGUACCAUAAUUGGCACCCUAUACCCUCCCGGCCGCGACCCAAACCGCAUCCCAACCUCAGCCGCCACCCAUGUCUCCAUCGUAGCAAUCACCUCAACCAUAGCACGUAUUCUCUUCGGAUCCCUAACCGACCUCCUCGCCCCGACAACGGUACGCCACCACUACGGCUCCGUCUCUAACUCGCUCUCCUCGCUGCCCCCACGCCCGCUCCACAAACCCUUCGCCAUCUCCCGCAUAGCGUUCCUCCUCGGCACGGCCCUCCUACUCUCCCUCGGCGAAGUGAUUCUCGCCUCGGGCGCUAUCCAGAACCACGGCGAGCGCUUCUGGAUCGUGUCUACGCUCAUCGGCUCGGGCUACGGCGCGAUAUUCAGCCUCACCCCCUUGAUAAUCACCGUGAUCUGGGGCGUCGAGAACUUUGGUACGAAUUGGGGCAUCGUGGCUAUGGUUCCUGCAUUGGGAGCUACGGUGUGGGGAGUUGUGUAUUCUAAUGUUUAUCAGUGGGCUGCGACGAUUCCUUCAUAUAGCCAGGAUGAUGCGGAGGACGUGUUGUGCUAUGGGAAGAGGUGCUACGCGAGUACUUUUUGGGGCAUGGCGGCGAGUGUGUGGAUCGGGUGUGCGCUUUUGGUGUAUGCGUGGAAGGGGAGGGAUGGGUGGAGUAGGAGGGGAAUUGCAGUGUAA